AAAAGCUCCGGACUGGGGACAAAACGGACACAUUCACGGAGGCAGUAGUGGUGGAAAUCGUGAGUGAAGCAGCAACAUGCCGAACCGCCGUGUGCAGGACUGGAUCCGCAUGUCUCAGCGGACUCCGGGCAUCCUCAUCUUCGGCAUGGUCCUGUCUCCAUGCGGUUGGAUUCUGGACCUCACCUCCACCGUGGCUCCAAACUGGCGGACGCUCCAUGGCUUCACCAACCAGCCGUCAGAUUACGUCCUCAUGCAGGGGAUCUGGGACAUCUGCUCCUCCACUACGUCCUCAACCAGAAACGACUGCGGCCAACCAGACACACUGUAUUACAAAAAUCAGAUUAUUGAAGUAGCGCAGGGGUUGAUGGUGGCCUCCCUGGUGGUCACGCUCAUAGGUUUGGCCGUGGCUAUCCCUGGGGUUCGCUGCUGGAAAAGCACCCCCAACUGGACAGCUGCAGGCCUGGGAGGACUGCUCAUCUUCUGCUCCGGAGUCAUGACCAUCAUUCCCAUCUCUUGGUACACGCACAUCCUGACGGAACUCAACACGACCACUCCUGCACCUGACAUCCGCGUGGGUUACUGCAUCGUCCUGGGGUACAUCGGCGGUAUUUUCGAAGUAUUGGCGGGUUUCGUCAUGUUUAUAGGCAUAUGCCGCUGCUGCAAGGGCAAAAACAGAGGCGAGAUUCGAAUGGACCGAGCCGUGGCCAAGUUCAACCAUCAAAAAGAUCCUCCCAGACGCAUGGACGUGCCGAGCCUGAGCCGUCCGCGCAGCGAGGCCAGCAGCGUGCCCUCCAAAGAGUCCAUGGAUGACGACGUCUCUUUCCCCAGAGCCAAGAGCGUGGCCCCGUCCGUCAACACGCUGGACAGUCGUGGCAGGCCAUAUGAUGCAGACCUUUAAAUGGGCACAAAAGGAGCGUUUUAUCCAGAUGGGUACAGAAGGACUUGGAAAAUAGUAACAAUGGUAACAAUGUCAGUCAUUCAUUAUUGUGUUGCAUUUGACUGGUUGGUGAAAUGUGGUUUGACCCAUGCUGCAAAGCACGUAUUAGGCCUAUUAUGAACUAAAAUGUUGUUUAUUUUGACUGCCAGUUUAAUGCUAUGCAAUGUGCCAGAAAAGUCCAGUAUACAAAAGCAUAAGAUCAACGUGUUUUAGAAAACUUUUACUUUGAAGGAGUGUUUUUCAAAUUAAAAUGAAGGCAUUGAUGAUGAUGUUUCUGCCAAAUGGCGUUUUAUACUGAGAAUUUGUUAAUAGUAUUUCUUAUAUGGAAUCUUGCCAAAAAUAUUGAUUUGUACAUAUUUUUGUAUGCACUUUAAUGGUUGGGCCACUUUAAAUGUUGCUUUGUGAUAAAAGUGCUGUUAAAUAAAUGUGCACUGUUUUGAAAGUA
This is a messenger RNA of Boleophthalmus pectinirostris (great blue-spotted mudskipper), 1382 nucleotides long. RefSeq names its product claudin-23-like. NCBI's taxonomy places the organism in Eukaryota, Metazoa, Chordata, Actinopteri, Gobiiformes, Gobiidae. Bases 77 to 898 code for a protein of 273 amino acids. Gene Ontology annotation, molecular function: structural molecule activity. The transcript has a single exon. Gene Ontology annotation, cellular component: bicellular tight junction; plasma membrane. The record is from RefSeq and is a predicted model, not a curated record. Gene Ontology annotation, biological process: bicellular tight junction assembly; cell adhesion.